UCAGAAGGCUCAUUCUCCCUCUGAGGUGGUGGUGAAGACGUGAAGAGGGGAGGGAAGGAAAAGAAAGAGGACCAAGAGCAUCCAGGGCUCACCAUGGGCCCUGUGCAGCUCUUGCUACUCUUGCUGCUGCUCAGCAGUGGUGUUCUCACACAGGAAGAAACACCUGAAAAUGGAAACCCAGGAUGUUCAAAAGAUGCAGCCCGGUUUAAAAGCCUUAGAAAAUAUGUUUACUCAUAUGAAGCGGAAACAUCAAGUGGGAUCACGGGAACAACAGAUUCUCGGAGCGGUUCAAAGAUCACCUGUAAAGUUGAGCUGGAGGUACCACAGCUGUGCCAGUUCAUCCUGAGGACAAUGCAUUGCUCCCUAAGGGAGACGUCCGGUGUUGACAGUGAGAAAAAAGCCAUUCUGAAGAAGUCAAAGAACUCUGACGACUUUGCAAAUGCUAUGUCCAAACAUGAGCUAAAAUUCAGUACUCAGGAUGGAACAAAAGUCAAACUAUAUCCAGAGAAGGAUGAACCUCUGAAUAUUCUCAAUCUCAAGAGAGGAAUCAUCUCAGCUCUCCUUGCACCAACGGAAACAGAGGAAAGCUUACAAAAAAUUUCCAUGGAUACCGUAUAUGGAAAGUGUGACAGUCUGGUUGCGUUCAAAUCCAGAAGAGGAAGUGUUGCAGAAGAUAUUUCAGUUAACAGGAACCUGAAAGCCUGUGACAACUUCAGUCCAAUCAGAGAUUAUGUCAGCCCUGUUGCCAUUGUAAAAGGACUAAACAUCCCACUAUCUACCCUUCUGAGUAGCACUCAGUCCUGUCUCUACAAUAUUGAUCCAAAGAAAAAGCAUAUAAGAGAUGUUGUCUGCAGUGAGAAACACCUUUUUCUGCCUUCCUCAUACAAAAAUCAGUAUGGUAUGAUGACAGAAGUCAACCAGACACUGAAGCUUGAAGAUAAUCAGAGAAUGAACAGCAGAAAUUUUGAUGGAGAUGAACUGGAAGAGAAAGGACUUGCACUGGAAAGCACAGAUGCUAAAUUUUCCAAGCAGGGUGAUGGUGUUUUGAAGAUUCUUCAGGAACUGCAGAAACUUACUGCCUCCCAGCAGAACCAACAGAGAGCAAAACUCUUUUACAAAUUUGUUUCGGGACUUAGAAGUCUACACAACAGCACUCUUGGCUCUCUUGUACCAAAGAUGAUGGAAACUUCAAGUUCCAUCACAAUUCAGGCCCUGAUUCAGUGUGGAACUCCGGAGUGUUAUAGUGCAGUCCUUCAGAUACUGAGAACUGGAAACGUGAAUCCACUUGUGGUAGACCUGGUCACGUAUACCCUGGGACUGUUACCUUCUCCUACUCCGAAGAGAAUCCGGGAAAUUCUUAACAUGGCCCAGUAUCAGCCAAGCCGAGCUUCCUUUUAUGGCUUGAGUCAUGCUGUUACUAAGUUCUAUAAUGAGAAGAUGAUUGUGACAGAGGAAAUAACAGAUGUUGCUGACUUCAUGGUAUCACAGCUUGGCACUGACUGUUCUGGAGAUUCUGAACUCACAUAUCUCACACUUCGGGCUAUUGGAAACAUGGGUGCAGUAAUGGAGAAAGCUAAACCCAGCCUAAAAGCUUCUCUUAAAACAUGUAUCAGAAGUCAAGCUGCAUCUCUUUCAGUUCAAAAAGCAGCCAUACAGGCAUUCCGGAAAAUGACCAUUACAGACGAGGAUCGUUCAGCACUUCUGAAAGAAUUCCAGGAAGGGGAUGCACCUACAGAUAAACGUCUAGCAACCUAUCUCCUACUGAUGAAGAAUCCUUCCCCAGCUGAUCUCACAAAGAUUAUAAGAAUCCUCACAAGGGAGAAGAAUGAGCAAGUGAAAAGCUUUGUCGCUUCACACAUUGCCAACAUCCUAGACUCUGAUGAAACAGGCAUUGAAGAUCUGAAAAGCCAACUUGAAGAAGCACUGAAAGGAAACGACAUUCCAACAGCGAAAGAUUUCAGAAAAUUCUCACAAAAUUAUCAAGUUUCCAAAAGUGUUUCUAUACCUGGCCUCAGUCCCGUCUCUGCCAAAGCAGAAGGAAAUGUGAUAUUUGAUCCAAGCAGCUAUGUUCCUAAAGAAACUAUGCUGAAAACCACCCUGAAUGUGUAUGAUUUUGGCCCAAGUGAUAUCUUUGAGCUUGGCUUGGAUGGAAAGGGAUUUGAACCAACACUGGAAGCUUUGUUUGGAGAGAAGGGAUUUUUCCCAGAUACUGCAAGCAAGACCCUGUACUGGGUUGAUGGCAAGGUGCCAGAGCAGGUUUCCAAGGCUCUCUUUGACUACUUUGGUUACUCCCACGAUGGCAAGCAGGAUCAGGAGAUCACUAAAGCAAUAAUUCUUAACCUUGAAAAACUGAUAAAAGAAUUGAGCAAGAAGGAAGCUCCUGAAGGAAGAGCAUUUCUGCGAAUCCUGGGAGAAGAGCUUGGGUACAUGAAACUCAAUGAUUUCAAGUUGCUGGGAAGCAUGGUUCUCGAGAGCAUUAAAACUCUUCAGAGAAUUCCUGAAAUGGUUGCACAAGCCAUCUCAAAAGGUGUUGACAAGGACUUAUUCGUCCACUAUAUGUUUAUGGACAAUGAGUUUGAACUUCCAACUGGAGCAGGUUUGCAACUGAAGUUUGCCUUUUCUGGAAUAGCAACACCUGGGGCAAAAGUAGCUGUGAAACUUCAUCAAAAAAGUAUGCAUGCAGAAUUCAUUGCUAAACCUUCAGUAGCGGUUGAGUUUGUAACACAUCUAGGAAUAAACAUGCCUGAAUUUGCUAGAAGUGGUGUGGAGAUGAAUUCCAAUAUAUUCCACGAGUCUGGAAUUGAAGCACAUGUUAGUGUGAAAGCUGGACAGCUGAAAUUCAGCAUUCCUGCCCCGAAGACCCCAACAAAGCUCCUCAGUAUCAGCAACACACUACAUUUGGUGUCUCCAGCCAAAACUGAAGAAAUUCCACCUCUGAUUGAGAACAGAGAAUUUUCAACUUCGUGCAAGCCUUUCAUUUCUGGUCUAAACUUCUGCACCAAAUUAUUGUACUCUAAUGCCAGUUCCAUGGAGGAAGCUCCAUAUUAUCCCUUGACUGGAGAAACCAGAUUUGAAGUUGAAAUAGUGUCCACAGGGGAAGUUAAAGAAUACUCUGCAAGUGCAAACUAUGACCUACAGAGAGAGGGAAAUGACCUGGUAGACACAUUAAAGUUUGCAGUACAAGCAGAAGGUGUAAAGCAGCAUGAAGCCACACUGACCUUUAAGUACAACAGAGACAGGAAGAUUCUGACGAGCGAUGUCUCCAUUCCAGAUGUUGAUGUUGACUUUGGUACUAACUUCAGAAUCACUGAUGAAUCUGUUUCAGGGAAGAAAGCAUAUACCUUUGUUUUAGACUUUAAUAACAAGAAGAUUUCUGAAGUUACUGUUACUGGACAAAUAAGAUAUGCUGGAAUGGAAGAAGCAAUGGUAAGAGGCACCGUUUCUAUUCCUCGUCUGCAAACUGAACUUAGAACUGAAGCACUGGUUAAUUAUUCACCCACCAAAGGACACCUUCAGAUAAGCUCAGCUGUAGAAACUCAUGGGAACACUAUUUCAAAAAGAGUUCUUCUGAGAUAUGAUUCUGAAAAAGCUGAGCUAGAGUGGAAUUCAGGUGCCAGUGCUGCUGUGGGAAGAAUGUCUUCUGGCUUCCAAGUUGACUUUUCAGACUACUCAAAGACUGUAGAGAAGUAUACCAACGAACUAUUGGAUCGGAAAGUUGCUCUUACAGAUAUGACAAUGCGGCAUAUUGUUUCACAAUUCAUUGUGGCAACCAACACCUGGCUGCAAAAGGCAUCAAAAGAUAUCCCCUAUGCCCAGACGCUACAAGCCAAACUAAGUGGACUGCAGGAACUGAACAUUCAGAAGAUUAAACUGCCUGUUAUCACCAUUCCCGAAGAACUUUUCCUGAAAAGUGAAGGCCGGAUCAAAUACAGCUUCAAUAAGAACAGUUUUCUAAUUGAUAUUCCAUUACCGUUUGGUGGAAGAUCGUCCCAUGACAUAAGAGUGCCACAGACUGUUAGAACACCUCGUCUGGUAAUAGACUCUAUGGGAAUAAACAUACCAUCACAGGAAUACAGAAUGCCAACAUUUACUGUUCCAGAAUCCUAUCCUCUUCUUGUGCCUUUAUUUGGUGCUUUAGAGGUCUCCGCUAGUGUGCACAGCAACUAUUACAACUGGACAGCAGCAUACACUUUGGCAAAUAGCAGCACAGAGAAAACAUCCAGAAUAGGAACUACUUACAGUGUGAAUGCUGAUUCUGUUUUUGAGCUACUAUCCUACAACAUGAAAGGUUCUGGAGAAGCAUCUUAUAGUAGAAAUGGAUUCACUUGUGCAUAUGAAAAUCAUCUGAAGCACAGACUCUUAACUUCAGAUUUUAAAAUGUCUAGGACAAAGAGUUAUGAACCUACAUCAGUUUCGAACUGUUCCGUAUUCCUAAUGGCAUCCAGUGCUCUGGGUCCUCAGCUUUCAUUUUCCAGUGAUCUUGUAUCUGAAAAGACAAAUAGCAUGAAUAUUAAUAAUGUCAAGAUAGAAGGGCAACUGGAAGUAGCUUCUAUGUUUGCAAGAAGCACUUACACUAUGUCAAGCUCAUACAAUGAAAAGAGACGAGUUUUAGAAGGGAAGUCAAAUCUGAGGUUGGAUUCUUCUUACCUUCAAGCUACCAAUCAUCUAUCCGGUAGAUACAGUGAUGAUGUAUUUUCCAUUACUUCAGCUUCUGAUGUACAAAAUGGACUAUUAAAGAACACAGCUUCACUGAAGUAUGAAAAUAGCCAAAUGAAAAUAACAUCUGAAACAAAUGGAAGGUAUCUUCAGCUCGCAGCUGUCAAUAAACUCGAACUCCUUUUGUCAAGGAAGAUGGCAGCACUUCGCUCUGAGUACCAAGCCACUUACAAGCAAACCCAGUGUUAUGCCUUAUUCACAGGUUCUCUCAAUUCCCAGGAUCUUGUUUUCAACACUGAUUUCUCUCUGACUGAUCAAAGGAAUCGAGCUGCACAUAAGUCAUCACUCAACAUUAAUCAGUAUGGUCUAGCCAGCAGUGCAACUACAAAUGUUCAGUUUAGUCCAUUGACAAUGCAAAGUGAAGUGAAUGCCAAACUUGAUACUUCUGGAGGCUCUAUGUCACUGUCAUCAUCUGGGCGCUAUGGAAAAAACAAUGCAAAAUUCAACGUAGGUGGAAGAGCAAGCUUAACAGAAAUAACGCUGGGAAGUGAAUAUCAGAGUACAGUUCUGGGUAUGGACAAUAAACAUGUCUUAAAUUUCAGAAUAAAUAGAGAAGGACUCAAGUUUUCAAAUAAUUUGCAAGGAUCAUUCAAAGAGAUUAAGCUGGAGUACACUAAUGACUUGAAUAUUCCUGGCUUAUCCCUAACGUUUGUUUCAAAGUUAGACAACAGCUUCAGCUUUGACAAGUUCCACAAGCAUGUUUUUGACCUUCAGCUGCAGCCAAGAUCACUUACAGCUAAGCUGAACAAUAAUAUUAAAUACACCAGAACUGAAGUUUCCAACAAAGCAGAACUGCUCCUUGAGCCUCUGAAGCUGAACUUGGGUGGCAAUGUGAGAGCGGCCUAUGGAACAGAUGAAGUAAGACAUACCUACACCAUUACGUAUGCUGAUCUAACUGCAAACUUUAAGACAGACACAGUUGCAAAUGUCCAAGGGGCAGCAGUGAGUCACAGAGUUAAUCUGAAUGUGGCAGGACUGGCUUCCUCCAUUACUAUGAACACAAACUGUGAUUCCAAAUCUCUCCGUUUCAGCAAUGCUCUGCGUUCCACUAUGGCCCCAUUCACUAUCACUGCUGAUGUCCACACCAACGGUAAUGGAAAGCUGAUUGCUCUGGGUGAACACACAGGAGACCUUUACAGCAAAAUCCUGUUCAAAGCAGAGCCUCUUGCUUUCACCAUCUCUCAUGAUUACAGAGGAUCUACCAGCCAUAGCAUCAAGUCUAUGAGAAAAUACACUACUCAGCUUGAUAACAAAUUUCAUAUACUUUUUACUCCAUCAGAGCAGUCGAGUGCUUGGAAACUGAAAAGUCAACUAAACAGUAACAUAUAUUCACAAGAUAUCAAUGCUUACAAUGAUGCUGAAAAGAUUGGCGUGGAACUUAGUGGAAAAGCUUUAGCAGAUCUCUCUAUGAUGGAUACAGCAAUCAGACUACCAUUCACAUCUGAAGAAGUUAAUGUAAUUGAUGUGUUGGGCCUCAGAGACAGCAUCUCAGAGCCUCAAGAAUUCAGCAUCUCUGGCUCUGUGAAGUAUGACAAAAAUAAAGAUGUGCAUGUUAUUAACUUACCAUUCUUGGAACACUUGCCACUCUACUUUGAACAAAUCAGAGGUGUCAUUUUAUCCACGCUGCAAGCUGUACAGAAUUACCUGAAAAACAUUGACGUGGAUGAAUAUAUGAAAAAAUACAAGGCAACUUUAGAUGAAUUCCCACAGCAACUUAAUGAUUACAUGGACAAACUGGAUCUGAAUGGCAGAGUUAGCACCAUAAAAACUAAUUUGAUUGCUUUCACAAAGGACUAUAGAGUAACAUCUGAUGAUCUUGAAAUCAUUCUGGAAAAAGCCCUGGACAAUCUUCAAGAAAUACUGCUCCAGCUUCAGGCCUAUAUGGUACAAAUAGAACAGUACAUAAAAGAGAAUUACGAUCAGUUUGACAUUAAUGCACUUAUUGCACAGCUUCUUGACAAAAUAGUUGAAAAAAUGACAGCUCUAGAUGAAAAAUACAAGAUAAGAAUGACUGUAGUUGACACUAUUCAGAAGUUACAAUUUUUUUUUCAUCAAUAUUACCCCAGCAACAUUGGAAGCAGCACUAUGACUUGGAUUAAAAAUGUAGAUGAUGAGUACAGGAUCACAGGUAGGAUACAGGAGAACCUAGAACAGCUCAAGGUUCAGAUUCAGAACAUUGAUAUCCAAAGCUUUGCUGAAAAUUUGAAACGGAAGAUUAAAAUGAUUGAUGUUAAACAAAUAUUAGAAAAAAUAAGGCGUUCGUUACCAGUUAAAAAAAUGAAAGAAGUUCUUGAACAAAUCAAGGACUUUAUUCUGAAUUGGAUGGAGGAGUACGAAGUGUCUGAGAAGAUCAGUGCUUUCCGAGGUCAUGUGCAUAAACUGAUUGUAAAAUAUGAAAUUGAUAAGCAUGUGUAUUUUUUAUUGGACAGAAUGGUAGAACUGCUUAACCAGUACAGAAUAAAAGAAACGGUCCGGAAAAUGAUCACCUAUGUAAGAAAAAUUGAUGUGAAGACAUGCCUUGAUAAAAUUAUGGCUUUUAUUGACGACGCUGUCAAGAAAGUGCAAACCUUUGAUUAUGAAAUGAUGAUAAAGAAACUCAACAAAUUCCUUGACAUGAUUAUAAGGAAACUGAAGUCUUUUGACUAUAACCAGUUUGUUGAUGACGCAAAUAACAAAAUCCAAGAAAUGACACAGAAAAUAAAUGAAGAACUCAGAAAUCUAGAACUUCCACAGAAAGCAGAGGCAUUGAAACAAUAUAUGAGAGAUUUUAGUGCUGUAGUUUCAAAAUACAUAGAACAAUUAAGGGAUACCAAGCUUGCUGCUAUAAUGAACUGGCUCAAGGAGCUCAUCGAUUCAACAACAUUUACUAAUUUGAAAGCCAAAGUAAAUGAACAUCUGGAAGAUCUGCGAGAGAGGAUUUCUGACAUGGAUAUCUCCAAGGAAUUUGAAAGGUAUCUUCAAAAGAUAAGCCAGUUCUACAAUUCUGUUGUCAUAUACGUUUCUGAACAAUGGAACCUAGCUUUUAAAAAAAUUGUUACUUUGGCUGAAAAGUAUGAUCUAAAAAAUUGGGCUGAAAAUUUAAACCAGUUUAUUGAAACAGGAUUUAAAGUCCCUGAAAUAAGAACAAUUAUAGUCACUAUACCUGCCUUUGAAUUCAGUCUUCGAAGUCUUCGGGAAGCAACUUUCCGAACACCGGAGUUCAUUGUUCCACUGACUGAUCUGCAAAUCCCCUCCUAUGAGAUAAAUAUUAAGAAACUAAAGGACAUUAAAAUCCCAGCAAAAUUUACUACCCCAGAAUUUACUGUUCUGAAUAGCUUUAAAGUUCCUUCUUAUACAAUUGACCUAAAUGAGAUUAAGAUUCAGAUUGUGAGAAUGAUAGACCAACUCAUGUCUGGUCAAUUUCAGCUACCAGCAAUUGAUUUAUAUUUUAAAGAUCUGAAGAUGAGAGAUAUGCCUUUUUCUGAGAUUUCUUUUCCAGAAUUACAAAUGCCUCAGUUGGAAAUCCCAGCAGUACUGAUUCCAAAACUAAAUCUAAAUGAGUUCCAGAUUCCUGACUUGAAGAUACCAGAGUUCCAACUUCCACGUAUUCCACAUACAGUGACUGCUCCUACAUUCGGCAAAUUAUCUGGUGCUUUUAGAGUUGCCUCCCCAUUCUUUACACUGUCUACUCAAGCUGAAGUUCAUAAUACUACAACAUCUGCGAACAGUCCAGAGUUUGUGACCUCCCUUUCAGCUCAAGCAACAUCCAAAUUAGAUUUCCUAGUUUUCAGUGUUAUUGCAGAUUCACAUGUUUUGGCUCCUGAAAUGAAACAGCUAAAGCUUAAAAAUUCCAUGAAGGUCAGCCACAAGUUCCUGAAAGUUGACCAUACCAAUGAAGUGGUAUUUUUAGGGACUUCUGUGUCAGGUGAAGCUGAAACUAGAGCAAAAUUCUCUGCAAUAAAAAAUUCAGUAGAACUUCAGAAUAAUUUAAUGGUCAACCUGCAAAGAAAAAUUCAGGUGCAGAGCGGAACAACAUAUUCGCACAGGCUGAAUAUUCCACAAGCUGACUUUUCCAGCCAGGCUGAUCUGGUCAACAAUAUGACAACAGAGUUAGAGGCAGGACACAUAUCAUUUACAUCCAAUGGCAAAGGAAACUGGAAGUGGACUUCUCCUAACUUCUCAGAUGAAGGCACUCACAAUUCACAUGCUACCUUCAGGAUUGACGGCCCUAUUCUUAUAUUUUUUGCUGAUUACAAAAUCAAUGAUAGGUAUCUGAAAGUCAGCCAAUCUAUGAGAUAUGAAUGUGGUUUCCUAAGUUAUGCAACGCUUCAGGUUCAGUCUGAAAUUGAGUCACAACGUGUGGGACGUAGCAUUCUUAAUGUAAAAGGCACAGGACAGCUUGGAGGAAUGAAAGUAGAAUUAACGGGCUCUCACAAUGCUCGUCUCAAUGGACGAAUUACUGGAACUGUAAAUAAUGAGCUUUUCUUCUUGGCACAGCCUUUUGAAAUUCGCCUAUUAACCAACAACGAAGGAAAUGUGAAAAUCAGCUUCCCAAUGAAACUGACUGGCAAGAUUGACUUCCUGAAUAAUUAUGGUCUUUCACUCAGUUCUUCUGUUCAGCAGGUCAGCUGGCAAGCUACUGGCAGGUUUAAUCAGUACAGGUAUUCCCAUAACAUGUCUGCUGGCAAUAAUGAUGACAGAAUUGAAGCUCAUGUUGAAAUGGGUGGAGAUGCUAAUUUGGACUUCCUGAAUAUUCCUCUAACGAUUCCUCAGCUUCAGAUUCCCUAUACUGGAAUCCAGACACCUCAACUAAAAGAUUAUUCACUGUGGGAACAGGCAGGCCUGAAGGAUUUAUUGAAGACUACAAGGCAGUCUUUUGAUUUAAAUUUGAAUGCUCAGUAUGAGAAAAACAAAGAUAUGCAUGUAAUCCCACUUCCUUUAGCCACAGUGCAUGAAGCACUUAACAAAUAUAUAAUUUUCUUCAACAAAUAUUUUGAGAGUGGAAGAAACACAGCUUUAGAUUUUCUCACAAAGUCAUAUAAUGAAGCCAAAACAAAAUUUGACAAAUACAAAAUACAGACAUCACUGAACAAACUGCCACGGACCUUCAGGAUUCCUGGAUACACUAUUCCAAUUGUGAAUAUUGAGGUUUCUCCUUUUACUGCUGAGAUGCCAGCCUUUGGUUACAUGCUUCCAAAAGAAAUAAGCACAACAGGAUUCACAGUUCCAUUUAUUGGCUUUUCAGUACCAUCUUACACACUAGUAUUACCUUCUCUGGAACUUCCAGUUCUUCAUGUUCCACAGGACCUACGCACUCUAAAGCUUCCUAGAUUUAGAAUCAACAGCCCAUCAAACCAGAUCUUAAUUCCUGCCAUGGGAAACAUUACCUAUGACUUCUCAUUUAAAUCCAGCGUGAUCACUUUGACUGCAAAUGCUGGGCUGUUUAAUCAGUCAGAUAUUGCUGGGCACCUUAGUGUUUCAUCUUCAUCUGUCAUUGAUGCACUACAAUUUAAGCUGGAUGGCUCAACCAGUUUGACAAGAAAAAGAGGACUGAAGCUCGCCACAGCACUGAACCUGAAUAAUAACAAAUUUCUAGGAGGAAGUCAUGACAACACUAUUAGUCUCACAAAAAGGAACCUGGAAGCUUCAAUGGUGACAAAUGCAAAAAUCAGCACACCAGUUUUUAAAAUGAAUUUCAGCCAAGAGCUUUCUGGAAAUACUAAAUCUAAACCCACUGUUUCUUCAGAGCUAAAAGUAACAUAUGACUUUACCACACCUAAGCAUGGUAUCAGUGCUAAGGGAGGAGUUGCUAACAAAUUUGCUUUAGAGACUCUUACAUCUUACCUGUCAGUAGAAACAUCAACAAAGGGGAAUAUCGAUGGAGCAAUUUACACUGGAAAUACAUUUUCUGGAGCUCUAGACCAUGAAGCAAACACCUAUCUGCAUGCUAAUGGAGUUCGAUCAUCUCUCAAGCUUGAGACCAACUCCAAAGUAGAUGGACUCUGGAACAGUGAAAUGAAAGAAAUACUUGCAGUUGAAGCAUCUAUCAAUCGUGUUUAUGCAGUCUGGGAGCACAAUGGGAAAAACUAUGCACGAUACACACCUCUCUUCACAACUACAGGAUCUCAGAAAUGCAAAGCAACCUUUGAGCUGGCUUCUUGGAGAAUGUCAACAGAUCUCCAGAUUCAAGCCACUCAGCCAAAUUCCUUCUUGGACACAGCCUCAGUUAAUCAAGUUAUCUUAAUGAAAAUCAGCCCUACAGACCAGAAAGUUGGUUGGAAGGGUGAAGGCCAAAUUCAGUCAUUAUCUCUGAGACAUGAUAUGCAAUUAUCAAAUGAAAAAUCAAAUGCAAAGUUUGAUAUUUCUGGAUCUGUGGGAGGAUACAUGGACUUCCUGAAAAGAAUUAAUUGUCCUAUUUCUAAGAAGAGCUUGUGGGAUAUCUUGAAGUUGGAUGUCACUACUGUUGCUGACAGAAAACACUACUUAAAUGCUUCAGCAUCCUUCAUGUACACAAAGAGUGACGAUGGUUACUUUUUCCCUAUGCCUGUGAUUAGGUUGAGUGAUGGCUUCACAUUCAGCAUUCCAGAGUUACACCUGAAGGCUCCAAGUCCUGUUUUCAGCACUCCAGAGUUCAGAGUUCCAUUCUCUACCCUCCAGGUCCCAGCGUACACCAUUGACUUGCGCAACAUAAAAAUUCCAAAGACACUAAACAUAAUGCCAUUUGAUGUAAAUUUACCCACACUGCCAAAACUGAGAUUCCCCAGAGUGGAUGUAGGAGCCAAUUAUAUUACAUUAGAAGAAUAUAAAAUACCGUAUUUUGAGAUGACAGUACCGGAAUACCAAAUAACUGUGUCUCAAUUCACUCUUCCAAAGAGUAUUUCUCUUGGCAGCUUCCAUGUGGAUCUGGAUGAAGUAGCAAAUAAGAUUGCAGAUUUUGAUCUGCCUACCAUUACUAUUCCUGAACAGAAAAUUGAGAUCCCCCCUCUCAAAUUGUCCUUGCCUGCUGGAAUUUACAUUCCAUCAUUUGGUGCCUUGAGUGGAUCUUUGAAAGUUGCCUCCCCUCUGUAUAAUGUUACCUGGAGAACAGAUUUAACAAAUAAAAAGGAAUCCUUUGAAGUGUCCAUUGACUCUACCUGCAGCUCAACAUUGCAAUUCCUGGAAUAUGACUUGAACGUUGUUUCAAACUACAAAUCUGAAGAAGACAAGUUUGUAAUGAAGACCACAGGCAACUUUGCUCAUCGUGACUUCAGUGCGAACUACAUGGAAGAUCUCUCUGUUCAGGGAUUUGGAGCUGUGGAGAACACUGCAUCACUAGACGUCAUCAGCCCAACAUUUGCUGACCUGCAUGUGCGUUAUCAAAUGACUGACAGCAUGAUAUCCUCCUCAAUAUCCUCUCCUUCUGCUGGGAUCUUGGGCUAUCUUGUUCAAAUAGAAACUGACACUCUCAAGGAGAAAUUCUACUACAGAACUCUGUCUGCUCCUCAGAAGGACAUUGACAUACUAAAAAGUGAGAUAUCCUUCAGGAAUCCUGACAUGAUUCAAAUAAAAUUCAACUGGAAAGAGGAUGCUGCCAAAGACUUGCUGUCAGGUUUGAAAGAAAAAGUACCUAAAAUGACAAAUGCAGUCUAUAAGUGUGUUAAUCGGUACUAUAAGGAGCAUAUGGGACUGGAUAUAAGUGAUGCCACUGUCAUAAUGAAGAAUAUGAUGCAGAAUAAUGCUGACAAAGCUUACACGUUUGCUGUAAGACAAAUAGAUCAAAUGGAUGUUCAGCUUCGCACAGCUGCCAAUGAAGCCUCUGACAAAUAUCAGGAGAUGAAGCUGAAAGCUAGACAGCUAUAUAAAAGAGCAGCAGAUAAAGCCUCACAGAUUGACUAUCAAGGAAUAAAAGCAAGGCUUUUGGAUGCUACAGUUGACCUAAUGGAAGAGUAUCACAAGAAAAUAAAACACCUGAUUGACUCCGUCAUUGAAUUCCUGAAGACCACAAAAUUCCAGGUUCCUGGAGUGUCUGAAAAGUAUACAGGUGAAGAAUUAUACCUUAUGACUACAGAGAAGGCUGCAAAAGCUGCUGAUAUAUGCCUUUCAAAACUUCAGGAGUACUUUGAUGCCUUGAUUGCAGCUGUCAAUGAACUGGAAGUCAGAGUUCCUGCUUCUGAAACCAUCCUCAGAGGUCGUAAUGUACUUGAUCAAAUUAAAGAAAUGCUGAAACAUUUGCAGGAGAAAAUCAGGCAGACCUUUGUUACUCUCCGAGAAGCUGACUUUGCAGGAAAGCUUAACCUACUGAAGCAGGUGGUGCAAAAAACUUUUCAGAAAGCAGGAAAUAUGGUUAGAAGCUUGCAGUCCAAAAAUUUUGAGGACAUCAAAGUUCAAAUGCAACAGCUGUACAAAGAUGCAAUGGCUUCAGACUAUGCACAGAAACUUAGAUCCUUGGCAGAAAGUGUUAAAAAGUACAUUUCUCAGAUGAAAAAUUUUAGCCAGAAGAUGUUACAGAAGCUUUCAGAAAAUCUGCGCCAGCUGCUCCUCUAUGUAAAGUCAUUGCGUGAGGAAUACUUCGAUCCUACUACACUUGGACAGUCAGUGAAAUACUAUGAAGUAGAAGUCAAGGUACAAGGAUUGCUGAAGAAUGUUAUAGAUACACUAGUCGUUUGGUACAACGAAUAUGUUAAAGAUCUUUCUGAUUUGGUUACACGCCUCACAGACCAAGUAAGAGAACUGGUGGAAAACUACAGCCAGGAGUACUAUGACCUUAUAACUGAUCUUGAAGGAAAAGGAAGACAGAAGGUUAUGGAGCUCUCAUCUGCUGCUCAAGAAAAAAUCCGAUAUUGGUCAGCAGUUGCUAAAAGGAAAAUCAAUGAGCUUAACAGGCAAGUUAAAGCAAAACUCCAGGAGAUCUAUGGGCAGCUUAGUGACUUUCAAGAAAAGCUAAUCAAUGUCGCCAAAAUGUUAAUUGAUGUAACUGUGGAGAAGUAUUCUACAUUCAUGAAGUACAUCCUUGAUCUUCUUCGUUGGUUUGAGCAAGCAACAGCUGACAGCAUAAAACCAUAUAUAGCUGUUGGUGAAGGAGAGCUGAGAAUAGAUGUGCCAUUUGAUUGGGAGUACAUUAACCAAAUGCCCCAGAAAAGCAGAGAGGCGCUCAGAAAUAAAAUGGAACUAACACGCACACUAAUUCAGCAAGGCGUUGAACAAGGCACCAGGAAAUGGGAAGAAAUGCAAGCAUUCAUUGAUGAACAACUUGCCAGUGAGCAGAUGAGUCUUCAGCAGAUUGUGGAAAACAUACAGAGGCGCAUGAAAACCUGAAUGAACACACAGAAGAGGAGAAAUAAUAAGUUUGUACCACAGUGUAUUUAAAAGUAACAGCGAUUAACAUACUGGAACUUCAGGUAGAUACUGUUUGAAUCUGAAUUUAUAACUGAAAACUAAAUAAUCUACAGUAGGUUAUUUUAAUAAGCUUAAUAACCCAAUAAAUGAGUUCUUUAUUACAUUUUUGUGUCAUUCAUUGAAGCUAGUUUUACUUGGGCCAUAGGGCUUAAUCCAACAAUUGUCAAGGUCAAUGGAAUUCUUUGUAUUGUUUUCUGUGUAUGUUGGAUCAAGCAAGUAAUGUGCAAUACAUAUUGUAAAUAUUCACAAAAGCUAUGAAAUACAUAACAAAAGGUGGAUUUUAAAAUAAAGGUCACAUUUGUAAGAUGAAAAAUAA
Messenger RNA from Coturnix japonica (Japanese quail), 14386 nucleotides. It is a transcript of the gene APOB, whose product is annotated as apolipoprotein B. Lineage: Eukaryota; Metazoa; Chordata; Aves; Galliformes; Phasianidae. The record is from RefSeq and is a predicted model, not a curated record. Gene Ontology annotation, cellular component: very-low-density lipoprotein particle; mature chylomicron; low-density lipoprotein particle. Gene Ontology annotation, biological process: cholesterol homeostasis; cholesterol transport; triglyceride mobilization. Gene Ontology annotation, molecular function: low-density lipoprotein particle receptor binding; cholesterol transfer activity.